Musa acuminata AAA Group (dessert banana) is the source of this 1538-nucleotide messenger RNA. RefSeq names its product thaumatin-like protein. Gene Ontology annotation, cellular component: extracellular region. NCBI's taxonomy places the organism in Eukaryota, Viridiplantae, Streptophyta, Magnoliopsida, Zingiberales, Musaceae. The record is from RefSeq and is a predicted model, not a curated record. The transcript is spliced from 2 exons. Gene Ontology annotation, biological process: defense response. Bases 168 to 905 code for a protein of 245 amino acids.
CCACCCUCGGACAGAGAUCAGGCAAAGCAGCAAAGAAGACAAAGGAAGGAACAGAGUACGAAUGCUGCGGGGAUUAUUAUGAAGCAGUCACUGCCUCUUCCCCUAUAAAUCGCUGGCCGUUGCCGCUUUGCUUCACCGCAACGAAAUCCCCCUCGACAGGAAGAACAAUGCCAGCUGCCCGGCAACACCUGUUCCUCCUCUGCCUCCUCCUCCCCAUCUCCUUAUCCUAUGAAAUCCAGCUGAUACUGGUGAACAACUGCAACUACAGCGUGUGGCCUGGAGUGCUCGGCAGCGCCGGUCAUGCAACACCAGAGGACGGCGGCUUCCACCUCGGCCUCGGCGAGGAGGCGGUCUUCGACGUGCCGAGCUGGUGGUCGGGGCGGGUCUGGGGCAGGCAGGGCUGCGGUUUCGACGGCCAAGGGAAAGGGAGCUGCGACAGCGGCGACUGCGGCGGGAUGCUGCAGUGCAAGGGCGCCGGAGGAGCGCCACCGGCGACGGUGGUGGAGAUGACCUUCGGCACCGACCGGUCACCUCUCCACUUCUACGACGUGAGCCUGGUCGACGGCUUCAACCUCCCCGUCACCAUGGCCCCGGUCGGGGGAGGUGUUGGCUGCGGCGUGGCCGGGUGCGAGGUGGACUUGAACGUCUGCUGCCCUUCCAAGCUCGAGGUGAAGCGGAACGGGAAGGUGGUGGGGUGCAAGAGCGCGUGCUUGGCGCUGAAGGCGGACAAGUACUGCUGCACCGGGGACUACGGCUCGCCCAAGAUCUGCAAACCCACCCUCUUCUCCCAUCUCUUCAAGUCCAUUUGCCCUCGUGCUUACAGCUUCGCCUUCGACGACUCUUCCAGCCUGAACAUAUGCAGGGCAUCGAGAUACCUCAUCACCUUCUGCCCUCCUGCAAGAUAGAUAGACAGACAGACACAAAGAGAGAGAGAGAGAGAGAUGCAUGUGUUCUGUGAAAUGUAAGCAGGACCUUCAUAUGUUAUUUAGCUGUUACUGCUCUACUGGUAGAUGUAUCUUCAGCAUCUCUCUCUCUCUCUCUCUCUCUCUCUCUCUACCAUCUGAGACACCUGAGGUUGCCAAAUACAACAAUUGCAUGCACGCAAAAAGCCUGGCAAUGGCAAGUCUCGGAAUAAUACAUGACAAGUAAGCACAUGAACUGUAGCACUUCACAUAAACAGCCAUAAGUCGAAUUUUGCAAAGACAUUGGAAUAAAUAGGUAGAAUUAGCUACUACCUAAAUUGUAUCUCAGGAACAUUCCAUGAUCAAAUAAAACAGGAACACGAAACAACCUUUCGGACAGACGAACAGCUCUCGGUAACCGACAUUUUUUACAGUCUUUCUUGUUAACAUUUCUUCAUCACCAUCUUUUAAUUUACACCCAUAUAAACCUUGUACAAACAACUAUCUUCUCUGUGAAGACAUCAUAUAUGUGCUAACCCAUCUGAGCCUCAGCCAUGGUGUGACAAACUAUUAGUUCACCUAGAGAAUGUACAAACUUCAGUACAAGCAGCAUUAUUAUUGCCAACUAAGCCUGUA